GGAAAUCAGCGAAACAUGUUCAAGGAGCAGAAACAGCAGAUGAUAGAAAAAGCUCAAAGGAUGGCAAACAUGACUUAUGGGGUGAUCGCGAGAAGUUGCAACAAGCUCAUGAUAGGAAAAACAUUCUGGAAGAGCCUUGCUCUACCAUCCAUUUUGUAUGGUGCCAACAUAUUCUACAUAACGGAAGAAGAGGUAAAGAAACUGGAAAUGAUAGAAAACGGAGUAUAUCGACAGAUACUCGGUGCACCGAGAUAUACCGCCAACUGUGCCCUCCGGGGCGAAAUUGGAGCUUCGACGAUGAAAACAAGAGUUAUGAAAGGGCAUCUACAGUAUGUUAGAAGCACUCUUCAAGGAAAUAACCAACUAUUGAAGGAAGUAAUAGAAACUCAAUUAGAAGAGAAGAGUACGAAAUGGGCAAAAAUGAUCAACGCGCACCUAGAAACGCUAAACCUAAGCCAAAAAGACCUGAGAGACUUGAAGAAAGAAGAACUUAACCAAAAUAUGAUCAGGUGGGACGAUAAAAGAUGGAAAGAGGAAGUAGAGACCAAAACAAGUCUGAGGAUAUACAAGAGAUGGAAACUGAAGGUAAAAGAAGAUGAUGUAUAUGACAACACCCCACAAUCAAGAAUCCUCUUUCAAGCAAGAACGAACACUCUCCCUCUGAACUCUAGGAAGAGGUUUACAAAAGAGAAAACAAACUGUGUUCUGUGUGAUGAACAAAAUGAGGAUCUAAAACACUUCUUGUUGGAAUGUCCAAUAUUGAGUGAGAUUAGAGAGAAAUGUCCCGAACUGCAACAGCCAUACUGGGAAGAUAAAGAAGAAGUCAUUAUGAAAUUUCUAUUUGAUGAUAAUAGGAAACAUAUGGAAGAUAAGAAACAAAUUCUAUACAGCAUGUGGAAGUUAAGAUAUAGAAGGCAAAAAGAAAAAGAGCUCAAUACUAUCAUGCACCCCAUACCAACUCAUAGCGCGAUAGCUUAAGUACAGUUUAAAAGAAUAGGAGGAGCCGUUGCAAAGGCAAAUCCUCUAAACCAUCAUCAUCAUCAU
Messenger RNA from Amphibalanus amphitrite, 1044 nucleotides. RefSeq lists its product as uncharacterized. The record is from RefSeq and is a predicted model, not a curated record. NCBI's taxonomy places the organism in Eukaryota, Metazoa, Arthropoda, Thecostraca, Balanomorpha, Balanidae. The coding region runs from base 16 to 978 and encodes 320 amino acids. The transcript has 2 exons.